UAUCCAAAAAAAAUCUUUCACCUUUUCUUCAUCUAUUUGAUUGACUCAACUCAACGCAACCCAAAGCAACAUUUGCGUUCUCAGUUCUUUGAUCCAAAGAUUCUCCCUCCCUAUAUCUCCUCCUCCGCUUCCACCGAUCACUCUUCUCUUUCAACCAUGGCAAAUGCGGCGUCAGGUAUGGCAGUCCAUGAUGACUGCAAGUUGAGGUUUAUGGAGCUCAAGGCGAAAAGGACACACAGGUUUGUAGUUUACAAGAUUGAGGAGGCUCAGAAACAAGUUGUUGUGGAGAAGCUUGGUGAGCCCUCCCAAGGCUAUGAAGAUUUCGCUGCUUUUUUACCUGCUGAUGAGUGUCGCUAUGCUGUUUAUGAUUUUGAGUUUAUCACUGAAGGCAAUGUCCCCAAGAGCAGGAUUUUCUUCAUUGCAUGGUCUCCUGACACGGCAAGGGUUAGAAGCAAGAUGAUUUACGCAAGCUCCAAGGAUAGAUUCAAGAGAGAGCUUGAUGGUAUUCAGAUUGAGUUGCAGGCAACUGACCCUACUGAGAUUGGUCUUGAUGUGUUCAAAAGCCGUGCCAACUAAAUGAUCUUCAAGAGGGGCGGCCUUUGUACCGGGGUGAGCCCCUUAAUGCUUUGUUACUUUUAUUGAAAUUUCUAGUUUGUGGAAUGGUCAUAAUAUCUGAUGAUUUGUGAUUUAUGCCUCCUCUAUGUUGGAGUGGCAUUUUAGUCUUAUGCUUAUCUAUCAGUUGAAUUUGUAACUGUUUUGUGUGAUGAAACAAAAAUUGGGGUCCUGUUUUACUUAAAAAGGCUAUUAUAUCCUUUUUUUUGUAUGGAUAGGAUAAGAAAAGAAAUCCCAUCUAUUACUUACAACAUUUA
Vicia villosa (hairy vetch) is the source of this 869-nucleotide messenger RNA. RefSeq names its product actin-depolymerizing factor 3. The record is from RefSeq and is a predicted model, not a curated record. Gene Ontology annotation, molecular function: actin filament binding. The transcript has 3 exons. NCBI's taxonomy places the organism in Eukaryota, Viridiplantae, Streptophyta, Magnoliopsida, Fabales, Fabaceae. Gene Ontology annotation, biological process: actin filament depolymerization. The coding region runs from base 157 to 576 and encodes 139 amino acids. Gene Ontology annotation, cellular component: actin cytoskeleton; cytoplasm.